AGUUUCAUCCACAACGUCGUCUAAAGUAGAUCACAAAGCGCGAGUUUGGGAAAAAUGUCCGUGACUGAUAAGGUUGUUCUUGUAACUGGAGCCUGUAGUGGUAUAGGGCAUGCCAUUUGCAGUGAAUUACUACGGAAUGGCAUUAAGGUUCUCAUUGCAUGGGAUAUCCACACCAAAGAACCCGAAAGUAUUGUCAAUUUGCGCGAAAAGUUCCCUCAAAUUACCAUAAAGUACACCAAUGUGGAUGUGAGUUUACCGGAGAAGGUGAAGGAGUCCUAUGGCGGCAUUGUCAGGGAUGUUGGAAGCUUGGAUGUUGUUAUAAAUUGCGCUGGAAUCAUGGAUGAGAGUGAAUUCAAGAAGACCAUCGAUAUUAAUUUAGGUGGUGUAAUUGGAUCCACCCUCAGUGCCAUUGAGACAAUGAGAAAGGACACUGGAGCAGGCAAUGGGGGGAUUAUUGUCAAUAUUGCAUCAAUUCUCGGACUAUGUCCAGGAAGCUUCCUACCCACGUACAGUGCCACGAAAUGCGGUGUUGUUGGUUUCCAUCGUUCCAUUGCACACGGGCAUGAUUCGUUGGGAAUUAAAUUUAUCUGCAUUUGCCCGGGUUUAACAAGGACUGCAUUAUACAAGGAGGCUGAUACGAAAGAAGGAUUCUACUUUAUGUACGGCAAAGAACAGCGUGAGGAGACCAGGAAGAAGUUUAAGCCACAAACAGCUGAUGUCAUAGCUGCUGGUUUGAUUAAUCUCCUCCAGGAAGCUCAGAAUGGUAGCGUAUGGAUUAUUGAUGGGGGUGAAUGGACAGAGGAAGUAUUCCCCAAACUAAAAUAUUAAUAAUUUUUCCAAUAUGAUUUUU
This is a messenger RNA of Lutzomyia longipalpis, 850 nucleotides long. Its product is annotated as alcohol dehydrogenase 1-like. The coding region runs from base 55 to 828 and encodes 257 amino acids. Gene Ontology annotation, molecular function: oxidoreductase activity, acting on the CH-OH group of donors, NAD or NADP as acceptor. The transcript has 2 exons. NCBI's taxonomy places the organism in Eukaryota, Metazoa, Arthropoda, Insecta, Diptera, Psychodidae. The record is from RefSeq and is a predicted model, not a curated record. Gene Ontology annotation, cellular component: cytoplasm.